GAGAGAGAGAGAGAGAGAGAGAGAGAGAGAGUGACAACGUGAAGCGUUUUUGUUUUGUAACUAAAACCUUGACAACGUUGACAUAUUAUUUAAAAAAAAUAAAUAAAUAAGACGAUCUGAAUUUAGCAGCGGGCCAAUUUGGGAUUUUGCACCAUAAUAUUUUCUGCAGAUGUUCGGCGCGCCGUCUUUUUGUGGUCGCGUGUUUUUCCACUCGACCGUGUUACCUGAUAGGCUUGUCGAAAACGUUGUGUAAGAUAGAACCCCACUUUUUUGUGCGUUUGUUUCCACGCCGGCAAAUUGAAUGGCACAAAGGGAGCGACAGUUGCUCAUUUGCAUCCGCGCUGCCCCAAGGCGCGCCGCCGCCCGGCCUCAAAACAACUCAAGUGAAGCUGGAGAGCCUUAAUCCGUGGGCGACCUCCCCGUUCACACCGUGGGGCACGAGACUGAAGAUGACCGUGUGAGCGCCGCCGCUGCGCUUUGUGUUGGAGCAACAGGCAGCGCGCGGAGGAAUGCGCCAGCGCCGAGAGAUGAGUGCCAAAGCCUCAGCGGGACGCACGGUGUAUCCAGGACUUGUGGUGUAGCCAGACUGGACGGCACCGCGCACAGGAGACGCGCGGCGGCGGACACCUUUUACGCGCGGAGGCUGUGUUGUGUCAAUACCUCGAGGAGGGAACGGCUUCCAGCGGAGCACACGCGUGCUCGAGGGGGGGCCUCCGCGCACUUGAUGCCCGCUUCGGUGAUGCCAUGCCGCGCAACCACAGCGGAGACGAAGGUGGCACCGGGCUCUGGAUGAGGACGUCGCCGGGGCAGCGUGCCGAGGGCUACGGCUUGAAGGAUGUGGAGUCCGGACGCAAGAUGAUGAACAGCGCAGGGGACGGCUUGCUGUCGGCCGCAGGUGCUGCCGGCACCGAGAGCCUGAGGGGGAAGCAGGGGGCCCGGCUCAGCCUGCUGGGGAAGCCGCUCAUAUACAGCGCGCAGAGCGGCCGGAGGAACGUGCGCUACCGGCGGCUCCAAAACUACCUGUACAACGUGCUGGAGAGACCGAGAGCCUGGGCGUUCAUCUACCACGCGUUUGUGUUCAUCCUGGUCUUCAGCUGCCUGGUGCUCUCCGUGUUCUCCACCAUCCCGGCCCAUCAGGACUUCUCCUCCUACUGUCUCCUCAUCCUGGAGUUUGUGAUGAUCGUGGUGUUCGGGCUGGAGUACAUCUUCCGCAUCUGGUCGGCAGGAUGCUGCUGUCGCUACAGAGGAUGGCAGGGACGACUGCGCUUCGCCAGAAAGCCCUUUUGCGUCAUAGAUAUCAUAGUGCUGAUAGCGUCCGUGGCGGUGGUGUCGGCCGGCAGUCAGGGCAACAUCUUCGCCACCUCGGUCCUGCGCAGCCUGCGCUUCCUGCAGAUCCUACGCAUGGUGCGGAUGGACCGGAGAGGAGGCACCUGGAAGCUGCUGGGCUCUGUGGUCUACGCACACAGCAAGGAACUGGUCACCGCCUGGUACAUCGGCUUCUUGGUUCUCAUCUUCUCCUCGUUCCUCGUCUACCUCGUGGAGAACAAGAACAACAAGGAGUUUGCGACGUACGCCGAUGCCUUGUGGUGGGGCACGAUCACCCUGACCACCAUUGGCUACGGGGACAAGACGCCAAAGUCGUGGACGGGACGCAUGCUGUCCGCAGGGUUUGCCCUCUUGGGCAUCUCCUUCUUUGCCCUGCCAGCAGGUAUUCUGGGCUCAGGCUUCGCCCUGAAGGUCCAGGAGCAGCACCGACAGAAGCACUUUGAGAAAAGGAGGAACCCAGCGGCCUACCUCAUCCAGUGUGUUUGGCGUAGUUAUGCGGCUGAUGAGAACUCGGUUUCCAUUGCUACCUGGAAGCCUCACUUGAAGGCGUUGCAUACCUGCAGCCCUACAAAGAAGGAGCAGGGAGAGUCCACCACAAGCCAGAAGUUGAGCUUCAAGGAGCGGGUAAGGUUGGCGAGCCCCCGGGGCCAGAGCAUCAAGCAGAGGCAGACGUCCUCGGUGAACGACCGGAGGUCACCGGUGGCCGAGGCCGGUACAGAGGGCAGCAGCCCCGCCAAGGUGCAGAAGAGCUGGAGCUUCAAUGACCGCACACGCUUCAGACCUUCACUCCGCCUGAAGAGCCAGUCCCGCUCCACCACUGACGGUGGGUCGGAGGAUUGGGAUUACUCACUGCAUGUAAACGGGGGUCCCCUGCCUCACAGGAAUCUUUCUCUCUCCCAAGCAGCAGACUCCAACGUGGCCGGGGAGGAUGGCUUCGAUGAGAAGGGCUGUCACUGCGAGAUCUCCGUGGAGGACUUGCUGCCCUCGGUCAAGUCUGUCAUUAGAGCUGUCAGGAUAAUGAAGUUCCACGUGGCCAAGAAGAAGUUUAAGGAGACGCUGCGUCCCUAUGACGUGAAGGAUGUGAUCGAACAGUACUCUGCCGGUCACUUGGACAUGCUGUGUCGCAUCAAGAGCCUGCAGACCAGGCUGGACAUGAUUGUCGGCCCACAGCCCCUGAGCAGCAGAGCCAAGACCUUUUCCUCCCUCCCGGUCUAUUACAGCCAGGGCAGAAAGAACUCCACUCAGGGAGUGGACCAAAUCCUCGGGAAGGGCCAGAUCCCUCUGGAUAAGAAGAUUCGAGAGAAGCUGCUGUCUGAUGGAGAUAUAUUAGAGGACAUGAGCAUGCUGGGUCGCGUCUGUAAGGUGGAGCGACAGGUCCAGUCUAUUGAGUCGAAGCUCGACUCCCUGCUUGACAUUUAUCGCCAGGUUUUGCGUAAAGGCUCGUCUUCGGCCCUCACGCUCUCCUCCCUGCCACUGUUCGAGUUGGAACAGACCUCCGACUACCACUCCUCUGUCUUCAGCAAGGACUUGUCCUGCUCCACCCAGGUCGGCAGCGGUGGAGCGCCUCCGCCUAGUGGCUGCGUCACACGCUCCACCACUAACUCCCACCUCUCCCAGGGAGGACUCCAUCUCAUCCUGGCGCCACCCAAUGACCUCAACCUCAACCUCAAUGUCUCCUCCUCUACGCCUCCCUCUGGCCUUCCGUCCUCCUCUUUUAGCCCAUCGCCACUGCCUCACCACCAUCAUCAUCACCACCACCACCACCAUCAUCCUCAUCAUCCCCACCAUCAUCACACUCAAGCGCAGGCCACCACGCCUGAAAGUGGUACUGACGAGGCUGUGGGGAGCUCUCCACCCGUCCUCACCCCUAAUAGUGUCAGCAGAGGAGGAGGCGGGGGAGUAGGAGAAGGCGAGUUUCCUCUUCUUCCAAGGCUUCCACCACCGCUCCCUCCCAGCCGAUGCGGUGGCCCAAGCAACUUGGUACGAGCGACCUCCACAGAACCAACCCCCAACAUGGAGGACUUUUGUAGAGGGCUAGGGACAAAGAUAGAGGACAGCAAUAUCAGGGAAAAUCUAGGCAUUGGGUUUGGGCUGGGCAGACGGGGGCAGCAGCUCAAGGGCAGCACCAACAGAAAUAGCAGGCUGAACACUAAGGAGGAGGGCUCCUGGAGGAGGCACAUGAGCCUGGAGCUGGAGCCCCUGGUGCCGUCCGCCCUGGGCUGCUGCCCUGACCCCAGACAGAUGGACCGGGGAUUGGGAAAGUCCAUGUCCGUGCAGGACCUGAUGGAGGCGCCUCCAGGGGCUGUCCAGGACGCCCACCACAGCCACAACCUGUCCUCUCCAAGCCCCAGUACAAGCAGUGACUCCCCCAUUGACUUCCACCGCUGUAGCCGAGACCCUGGGGGAGGAGGGAGUGGUGUUGGUAUAGGCAUGAGUGGUGGGGUGCGAUGGGGUGAGGAGGACCUCUUUAUCAGUGACAGGGACUUAGAGGCGCAGGGAUUUAACUUCCUGUCACAGGGGACAGCUGAAGCCCACUCCUACUCCUCAGAGCUCCUGAGGACAGGGGGCAGAGCAGGGGCAGGGUCCCGGGGCUCUAACCAAAGCCCGGCAAGCGGCCACGUCUCCUCACCCACUGCUGGCAGCACCGAAUUGCUGAACAUGCCGCAUGUGCGGCUAAAAUAGACCCGGCUACAAGUAGGAAAGGCAAGCAAAUCUCACCUCACAGGGACAGUUUUUAUCCUUUUGGAUGGGAGAAGGAGGGUGGGACUAUAAACAAGGGGUCCUUUAUUGUUAAGUUUCCUUUUGAUCCAUUUGAUAAGAAUCACAAUAUUUUCACACAGGCUGAUCACAUAUGGCUUAUCAUUGCAUGAGUUACUCUUUGUUUGGAAGUAGGAUUGACAUCUGAGAUGAAGAUGAAGGCUUCUGAAGACUGGACCACAGACGCCCCGAAAUCCUGAGACUUUGCCAUUAAACAAAGUCAACUAAACUUGGCCCUGUGCGACUGUUGGUUGAUAUGUGACCUUGAAGGCAUGGACAUAACUCAUGGAACAUUUGAGAGGUACCUCUCACAUCUGUGGUAAGAAAUGGAAAAGGAUUAACCUUCAAAAUUAAAUGCCAACAUAAAGGUCAAAAUGAAAUCAAAACUUCAGAGUUCUGUUGGAGAUGUAAGAGAACCUCACUCCAAAUCCCAAUGACAUUUCUAUAACUAAAAAUCCAGCCUUGGAACAGAGUCCUUCUAAACUGUAGCUGUUUCCCAAUUCAGGCGUCGUAUCCUUCGGAGGACUCGAUCUACCCGGUCAAAGACAUAGCCUAGACCGAGUAGAUAGCAAAGGCCGAACUUAAAUGAGAGAGUCUGUUGGUGAGUUUUAUGGAUAUGGACCAAACCAAGUUGUGAAAAAAUCAAGUACCCGUGUUCCCACAUAUGAAGUUUCUUUGACCGCUUUAGUUUUUCGGAUGCUAAGGAAAUAAAUAUCAUCACAUUACUUUUUUUAACUUGGUAUUUUUCAGCUUAUAAUAGCCAGAGCACCAGAGGUGGGCAAUUUGUCAUAGAAUAGGGAAAGAAAUCCAGAGGCACAUGCUUUUGUUUUUUUCCCCCCCAUAAAGAGAUUGAAAGAGAAAGAGGAUAGUGGAACAGAGGAAAGCCCUGGAUGUGAAUUCAUGACUUUGGCUCUGUGUACAAGAUGAAUGUUAUCUCACCACUGCCAAACCUAUCAUUCUCUGUUCUCGUCCCCAUUCCUAUUUUAUCUCAAAAAGAAAGAAAAAAAAUAGGAAAAAAAUAUAUACUCUAUUAUAUGCUUACAUAAUGAAUUUUAUCACUAUCCUCAAUGGUUGACUGGUUACCCACAAUCUUUUAGGAAGGAUACACCGCCACAAAACUGUGUAUAUGGGAGAUUUAGCUCCUAAACCACCGGCCAUUUAUACUUAAUAUUUUUUUGCCGACCAUACUAGAAUGAGGGAAAUACAAUGUUAGAUUUUUCUAUGUAUUUUUUCUGCGAUCUCAGGCAUGGUUUUGAUUAAUUUACAUAGAGUGAAUGAAUUAGCAGACUCCUGGCACAUGCUUGAGCUGUGUGUAAUUGUGAAGGUCUUUUUUUUUGUAUUCGUUGCAGUUUUGCUGUCCAAGCAGAGAUAGUUUUGAGAUGUUACCUCAUAACAAUGAAGUUACCGACAGAAAGUACUUGAAACAAGCACCUUUGAAAAAUUCUGUUUGCAAAAUAUGCAAAUGAUAUUCUCACAGGCAGUAUGACAUUUUGAUAUUAUAAUUUUUUUUAAACAGCUUGUGUCUGACUGACUUUAAGUAAAUAGGCUACAACAUGCAUUACUGCGGGAUUGGGCCUCUAUCUUUUUUCCUUUAAGUUAAACUUUGAAUUGGAGGGUAUUUUAUGUUUGACAGGCGUAACUAAAACCUGUUAUGGAGGAAUACAGCAGGAAAAAACCAAGGCAGAAAUUAGAACUGUCGGUGCCAUAACUGCCAAAUACUUGGAUGCUUAUCGAAGCCACUUCUGCCAGGUCAUCUCUAGAAUGAGGUGCAUCAUGUUGAAAGAACACACCCGCAUCCGUGAACGCACAUGUACAGCUGAGACAUGCCCAUAUUACAUUUCCAUCAUGCUAUGUAGAAUCUGAGGUACAAUCCAGAGUAAGAAGAACAAGGAGCAGCUGUUGCUUGCUCUCCGAUCUGCUGGCUUUUCCAGCUGACGACAGCUGUGGAUUGAAACACACCUUGAAUGUCAUUUCUUGGUUUAAAGGACAGUUUGUUUUGUUUUUUUGUCAGAAUAGAAGUGUCUUAGAAAAGCACUUUGUUUUGGUUCAGAAUCAGACGCCGAUAGAAAUCCUCAGAAAUAGUUGUAUAGUUUUUUGCCACUCUUGUUUUCACGCGAAAAGAAGAUAUUCAAUUCAUGGUCGAUGUUUGCCUUUUUUUAAUUAAUUUUUUUUUACGUACAGUAUAAUGUGGGAUUAUUUCCGUUUCCUUGAAAUGGACUCACUGCAGAAUGUAUUGCGUAUUUCAUUAUUGAUAUGAGCAGGACAUAUUUCUAGAUCUUCGGAGCGGUGACAAGAUUACAUAAAUCCAAAUCCCGCUUCCUGCUGCAUGGUACAGAAUCAGGUACAUCGGGUAAGAUUAAGUUAUAGGGAAACUGUUGCAGCACCACAAGAUGCACGUAGAUAUUACCCAUGAAGCCUCAGUGGUGAACUGUCACUCUUAGCUCGCAGUACCUCAAUUUAUUCUGAGGACUCGUUAUCAAAGACCAGAAUAUGUGAAGGAGGCCUGAGUCAGUUUGCUUUCAAGAAGUGGAUUUUAAUUUUCCUUAUAUUUAAAUAUACUUUGCAUGGAGGUUGUCAUAUCCAAACCUAUUUAUAACUGAGAAUGAACACCACACCGUUAUGACAAAUCAUUAUUUAUGGUUCAAAACGAUUGCAGUGAAAUAAAAAUAAAGAAACGGACCCAACCUCUGCAGUCUAGAAAACCUUGCAGGUCAUUCAGUAUAUUGGUGCCUUGCUUUUGUGGUACAAAUUUCAUCUCCAUAUUUAGUUUCUUGAAAAGUGCAUUAGGUUCCUCUGAUCAGAAAUGGCUGCACUGUCUUUAUUUUCUCUCCUUGUAAAUGUUCAAACUUGAGGCAUUUUGGUUUUUUUAUUCAGAGCUCAUAUGGCUACUGGGCAAAGAACAGCCCUCUGACAUGUUAACAUUGUCUCGUUUAUUUUAAUUUAUUUAAAUUAUGUGCACAUAUUUACACCCUAGUUAUAAUCUCAGUUAGAUUUAUGAAGCCUGUAAUGUAAUGAAAAUGCAAGUUGACUUUUAUUGUCAUUUAUCAAUAAAGACAAUUCUACGAGGAGUUUUUUUUAA
This is a messenger RNA of Scophthalmus maximus (turbot), 7162 nucleotides long. RefSeq names its product potassium voltage-gated channel, KQT-like subfamily, member 5b (gene kcnq5b). The coding region runs from base 745 to 4008 and encodes 1087 amino acids. Gene Ontology annotation, cellular component: membrane. Gene Ontology annotation, biological process: potassium ion transport; transmembrane transport. The record is from RefSeq and is a predicted model, not a curated record. The transcript has 16 exons. Gene Ontology annotation, molecular function: voltage-gated potassium channel activity. NCBI's taxonomy places the organism in Eukaryota, Metazoa, Chordata, Actinopteri, Pleuronectiformes, Scophthalmidae.